Molecule: messenger RNA, 1988 nt
Organism: Ictalurus furcatus (blue catfish)
Lineage: Eukaryota; Metazoa; Chordata; Actinopteri; Siluriformes; Ictaluridae
Product: growth hormone receptor-like
Exons: 8
Coding region: 441-1988 (515 amino acids)
Biological process (GO): cytokine-mediated signaling pathway
Cellular component (GO): external side of plasma membrane
Molecular function (GO): cytokine receptor activity; protein binding
Source: RefSeq, a predicted model, not a curated record
UGAUGAGCAUGGAGAAGGGAAGGAACUGCUCAUGAUCUGAAGCGUACCACCUCAACUUAUGAUGUGGGCAUGUAUGGCUGCUAAUGGAACUGUUACCCUUGUAGUUCUUGACAAUGGGACUGCUGACAAAAGCGCAAGGAUGAAUUCUGAGGUGUAUAUGGCUAUAUUAUCUGCUCAGAUUCAGCCAAAAAUCUUCAAAGAUUAUUGGAGUUCUUGUGGACAAUAACCUGAAGUAUACUUUGAAAGCAACCCAAGACUUUUUUUUUUUUUUUUUUUUUUUUUUAAGGCAAGUGAGUGAAAUGCUCUGCAAUAGCCAGGAAAGUCACCUGACCAGAAUACAAUUGAGCAUGCAUUUCAUAGCAUAGCAAAGCUAAGCUGUAAUUGUUUUUUUUUUCUUUCUUUCUUUUUUCCCCCCAGGACUUAGUGCUGUUUGAGGAGUGAUGCUGCGGCUCCUGCUCCUUUUACUUUACUGGUGGAGCCAUGCUGGAGCUUCCCCAGAGUCCGCACACUCUGCAGCCCAUACAGGAGAUAACCCAAGGCCAUACAUAUAUUACUGCCGUUCUCCGAACAUGGAAACCUUUACUUGCUGGUGGCAUCCCCUUGACAACAGUCUCCAGGGAGAUGACAACAUCACCUACAGGCUCAUCUACACCCUUGGUAACGGGCCUCCCACAGAGUGUCCGGACUAUGUGAGUGGCGGGCCAAACAGCUGUUACUUUGACACAGAGCACACAGUGAUUUGGGAGGUGUACUGUAUGAACGUUACAGCACACACCAGCAGCGGUUCCUUCACCUCUAAGGAGCACUGUUUGGACGUGGCUGAAAUUGUCAAGAUUGAUCCACCUUUUAACCUCACGUACACUUUAAUGAACAUGACCAAGGAUGAAGCAGGUCACACCGUACUGGUGUCCUGGCAGUACCCCAUCGCCCAACAUGUCCAAAUCGGUUGGAUUACACUCAUCUACGAGCUCCGUUACAGACUUGCAACUGAGCCCAAUAACUGGAAGGUCAAGGAGCGGCUGCGUGAACCUCAUCUGGAGCUUCUAGGUUUGCCAGUGGGGAGGUAUGAGGUCCAAGUGCGCUGCCGCUCAAAAAACAACCACCUGUGGAGCAAGUGGAGCUCCCCAAUUACCAUCGUCAUUCCUUCUGGACACCUGCCUGAUCGCAUGUUGUAUGUUCUUAUACUAAUGGCUACCACUGUAGUCAUAAUGCUCAUAAUUGGACUUGGGGUCAUUCCACAAAGCAAGAGGAUAAAAGCUUUUCUCCUGCCACCUAUCCCCAAACCCUGCAUCAGAGGAAUCGAUCCCAUGUUUCUGAAGAAAGGCAAGAUGGAUGAAAUAAAUCAUCACUUUUCCUCCCUGCAAGGCUACAAGGCACCACACUACUGCGGGGAGUCGGUGUACCAGGUCAGCUUGGAUGAAGGUGUCUCAUUAUCUGAGAUGAGCUCUAUGUCUAGCAUCCAGGAGGAUCAGGAGCCACAAGGCAUACAGAGCCCUGACUGCACUGAAGACCAGCAGCUGCUUCACACCCCAGAUAGCUCUAAUUCUUUAUGCCCGAACCCCUCCUACUGUAGCAACAAGUCUUCGGGGGCGACCAUGACCCCCGAGACCCCUUUGUGGGCUUGGCCGGCGAAAAGCAACAUGCAGCCGGAGCUGCUCUCAUUCGCAGGUACCGAGUACAACAUGAUUGUAAAGCCCACCCUUACAAGUACCAGUGCUCUGCCCACCGCUCAGGAAUUCUACACCUGUGUGCAUAGAGUAACCACCAAUGAGAUGGUGCAGCUGGUGCCCUGCAUGUCACAUUCACACAAAGGCUCCCCCUAUUUUGAGCUAAAUGUUAAGUCAGAGGAGGACACAAAGAAGCUCAGACAAUUAGCAGCAUACUUGGAGAAACGGGUGGAGGUUCAAGCCGAUGACGUUGGGUUUUGCCCAGGAGUGGAGGAGCAGAUUGAGUAUGUUGUGUCUUUAUUAUCCCAACCGACAGACUAG